Messenger RNA from Stylonychia lemnae, 1038 nucleotides. The record is from the annotation of a GenBank genome assembly. Lineage: Eukaryota; Ciliophora; Spirotrichea; Sporadotrichida; Oxytrichidae.
AUGUUGUUAUUGAUAAAGAUAGGAAUUACAUUAGGACUAUCUGAGUUGGGUCUGAAUCAAACCCACCAAUGGUGCUUGUCCAUGGUUAUGGAGGCUCAGCCAUAAUAUAUUCUAGGAAAGGGAGGGAGUAGUAGACCAAUAUUUAAUUUAAAAACACCUGAAGAGACUGAAAGAUUUCUAGUUGAUUGGUUUGAGCUAUGGAGAUAGUAAAUGGACUUAGAAAAUUUCAUAUUAGUAGGGCAUUCCUUAGGCGGCUAUAUUUGUGGACUCUACGCCUCUAUGUAUCCUCACAGAGUAAGGAAACUUCAGCUGCUUUCUCCUUUGGGGUUAGGAAAAUAACCAACUGAUCCUUAAACAUUUAAAAAGCAUGUUUUUUCAACAAAGCUAGAGGCUUAUCUAUGGAGAAAAUAAUGGAGUACGUUUAGUGUUUUAAGGUUAGCAGGAAGAGGUUGUGGAUAUUGCAUGAUUGGAGGAUAUGUUAGGAGGACUUUGCGUAAAGCUUCAAGAUCAGAGCAAGUUGACUAUUAAAAGUAUUUGGCUCAGACUUUCUUGAGAGCAGGGUCAACGGAGUACGCUAUUUUUAAAUGUUUCAAUUCAGAGAUUUAUGCUAUCAACCCUCUGGAAAGUGAUGAUAGAUUAGGAGGAAUAUAAAUCCCUUUGAGUAUAUUUUUUGGAGAUCGUGACUGGAUGCGCUAAGAAGGAGCUAAAGAUAUAAUAUUUAAGAAUAAAUAUCGAGGCAUCCACAGCCAUUUCUAUAUAAUUGAAAAUUCCAAUCACAUACUCCAAUUUGAUAACCCUCAAGAUCUGGUGCGAAACAUGAUCAAAGAUCUUGAGAAUCUAGAUCAGUUAGAGAAAUUUAACUUAGAAGAUACUGGCCAUUUUGAUUAAAGGAGAGAACAAGAUUCUUUUUGUUUGAAUGGAGUAAACGAAAUAGAAGAUCUUCUUGAGAGAUAUAAUGAAUCGAAAAGAAGACUCUUCGGUGUGGUGGAAGAAGCUAAGAAUAUUAACGAUAAUAUACAUUUAUCUGGAGUCUAAUGA